CGAGACGCAGGAGCCUGUCACAGAUACUGAAAAGUUACCGGUUACUUUACACUUGUUGUCUGGAGAAGAUCUAAUUCGGCGUCAUGUAUAUGCAAGCACUCCUACUUCUUGGCAUGGGCGUAUCGACCCAAGGGUUUGGCUAUCUUGAUCCGCCUACAGUAGUGACUAACAAGUAUGGAACGGAAUUAGUCUACUGUGAUUACCAGAACGUGAAAAUGCUCCCCGAUUCCUUUUGGAGAACGGCAGAUUGCGAGGAAUGCGAAUGCACCAAGAGCGGGAUGUUCUGUGAGGGAUUUGGGUUCAAUGCUGGUGUGUUUGGGGCACCGACAGGAUGUGAUGUCGUGAAUGAUGCAUGCGACAUAAGGUUGGUGGAUGCUCAAGACGACACCAAGGACUGCGAACCUUUCAAACAAGGGCCUCCGCCCCACCUGUUUGCGCCCCCUGAAGGAACAUCUUUUAAUAUGGAAGAAGUACACUUCUGAGGAUCUUCUCGCGCCCCUAACGGGACAAGAUACAAAUAAACUGACAUGAAACGUCA
Haliotis rufescens (red abalone) is the source of this 538-nucleotide messenger RNA. RefSeq names its product beta-microseminoprotein-like. NCBI's taxonomy places the organism in Eukaryota, Metazoa, Mollusca, Gastropoda, Lepetellida, Haliotidae. The transcript is spliced from 4 exons. The record is from RefSeq and is a predicted model, not a curated record. The coding region runs from base 84 to 482 and encodes 132 amino acids.